Molecule: messenger RNA, 1080 nt
Organism: Limanda limanda (common dab)
Lineage: Eukaryota; Metazoa; Chordata; Actinopteri; Pleuronectiformes; Pleuronectidae
Gene: c1qtnf13
Product: C1q and TNF related 13
Exons: 2
Coding region: 1-1080 (359 amino acids)
Molecular function (GO): protein binding
Source: RefSeq, a predicted model, not a curated record
AUGUCGUUCCUGCUCCUACAUCACUCAACAGCUCAUUGGAGCACACACUGCCUCCUGGCAUGUGUUUUCAUCAUGCUAACCUUCUCUGGACCAGUUUCUCCCCUUCAUGCUCCCCCAGUAACAACCAGUGUGCGCUCUGCUUUCUCCGCCACACAAACCAGCAGCGUAGUGGGAGGCAAGCAGAAGGCCGUGACCUUCAACAGGCUCUUGGUCAACAUCGGAGGGGAUUUCAAUUCAGACACUGGUCGCUUCCGCUGUCGCAUCCCUGGGGCGUACUACUUCUCCUUCUCAGUGGGGAAGUUUCCAAAGAAAAUGCUUUCUGUCAUACUGGUGAAGAACGGGGAGGAGGUGCAGGCGAUAGCGUAUGAUGACUACCGCAAGAAAGGAAGGAAAGUUCAGAGUCAGAGUGUCAUGAUCGGUUUGAAGGAGAUGGACACAGUGUGGCUGCUUCUGCAGCAGAGUCCUCAGUAUGCUUUGUACAGCAACGCUGGGCCUUACAUCACGUUCUCUGGUUACCUCAUCUACCCUGACCUCCCCACAGCCAGCCACAUCAGCAACUACCUGUCCCCACCGGGCCCGUCCCCCCCCCAGUGCCCUCCCGAGGCGUCCGAGCAGCCACGCUCUGCCUUCUCUGUGGCACGGACGUCCACACUCAUGGGUCAGAGCAGCCGGCUGCAGGACAAGCCACCUCUGACCUUUGACGUGGAGUAUGUCAACAUCGGGGGUCAUUUCAACAAAACCUCAGGCCUUUUCACCUGCCACUACCCGGGGGCUUACUUCUUUGCCUUCACUGUGGGGAAACACCCCCGUAAGGCCGUGUCCGUGAAGCUGAUGACCGGGAAGGGCGAGGUGCAGGCGAUGGUGUUUGACGAGGACACGUCGAAGAGGCGGGAGAUGCAGAGUCAGAGUCUGCUGCUGUCUCUGCGUCGGGGCGACAGCGUGUGGCUGUACAGUCAGCAGGACGAGCGCUACGCCGUCUACAGCAACCAGGGGCGCUACACCACCUUCUCUGGAUUCCUGGUUUAUCCUGAAGCAGAACUUCUCACAUCUCCGACCAACCAGGACAGAACUCACCUCUAG